Messenger RNA from Capsicum annuum, 2761 nucleotides. RefSeq lists its product as uncharacterized. Lineage: Eukaryota; Viridiplantae; Streptophyta; Magnoliopsida; Solanales; Solanaceae. Bases 1824 to 2432 code for a protein of 202 amino acids. The record is from RefSeq and is a predicted model, not a curated record. The transcript is spliced from 3 exons.
AAUGCUUUUAAAAAGAUUAUUUUAAUUUUUAAUAGUCUUUUUUUAUGGUGCUUACGUGUGGCAGUUUCGUCUCUAUUAUUAAAAAUAGAGAGAUUUCGAGUAUUGUGUAUAUCAUUGUGAUGGUGAUACUCCUCAUAAAUGAUCUCCGUUGACAACGCUUGAAGAAUGUGAUCUAUUUGGCCCAUAGUAGCUUCCAUAAAAAUGACUUGAAAAGUCUAUCGAGAUGUUUACCCCCAAGUCCAUGUUACUUGAUAUGCGUAAAGGCUAUAAACUUCUGUCACUUAAUUAUGGUUAAUUUAAUAGUAUAUAUUAUCACCUUAUUAAAUUAUUUAGUCAUGAUAAAUUAAAAUUAUUUGAUAUAAAUAAUGGGUGUGGGUAAAUUUACCAUUCCAUUCUGAGCUAGUUAGUCCCAAUUGAAUCAUUGUUCUGUUAGGUAGAUAUGGUGUUUUUUUUUGAAUAUAUUAGUUCAUUGAUUUCUCAAUUGAAAGUAAAACUUGGUUGCUGGAACCAAAAGUUAGGCCGACUACUUUCUUCCUGCGACUUCUUUAGCCACUCCGCAUUUGUUGUAUUCAGACUGCCAUUUCAAUCACAUAGUAUGAUUUCUAAGAUGAGACAAUUACUAAAAUGUUCUUAGUAAGUUUUUAAUAAUGAUACUAAUUGAAAUUACUUCUUAAAUGUUCAAUCAGUAAAACAUUUUGACUAAUGCUUAGAUGAGGGAAUUAUCAAUAAAGUAAAAAGAAAAGCUUAAAUAGCCAAUCAACCGAGGGACCAAACUUUCCUACCCUACACUCCCAUUUACAUUUGUCCUUUUCCUAACCCUUUCCUUACCCUUUUCAUGAUUGACAUUAGUAUUUUCUUGGAUGCUUUAUUACUUUGACUCAUACUAUGUAAAGAUCUAAUUAAAGUCACACUUUAAUAACUGCAUCAAUUUUAACCAUGUGAGUUUAGCCAAGCAAAAUUAGUCUUAAAUUGGGAUAAAAAGGACAGAUAGCAAUACCUUGACGGCAAAUGUAAAGGAUUUUCCAAUUAUGAUGACCCUAUGUGCUUUAAUGACGACUUCUGGAUUCAACAAAAAGUUCCUUCAUAAGGGGAAGGGAAUGCAACUAUUUAUGAUUAUAAUAAUAUUUAAAAAGAAAAACACCAGGGUGUGAUUUAUUAAUUAACGAAGUUGACACAAAUCAUGAAGACUAGAAGUCUAAUUAAAUGAUUUUUUUUAUAUACGUUCAAAUUUUAGUGGUCAGAAUUGGUAAGUAUUGGUGAGGAGAUAAUAUGUACCUAAUAAGUUGAGAUAGAUUCAAGAAUGGUAAGACGAUGACAACAAGUGCUAGUUUUUUGAGUUCUAAAUUCAAUUUUUAUACAUUUUUAGUGGACACAUAUAUGAGAUUUGGACUGUAUUGCACUGCCAAAACUCAUAACUUACUGACGCCUUCAUCCGCUCAUGCUAAUGUGAUAACCGAGGUGAGCACAAGAGCAAAACCAAUAAGUAAUUGAAAAAAAUAAGCAAGGUGCGUACAAAAUGGCCCGGUAUAAAAAAAAUAUUAAAGGGUAACUAAAUGGUACUAACAGUGGCCCUCAGACCCAUGAGACAGAUUCUUUGGAAGAUGCUGUUAUUAUUAGUUCCCAGUUCCACCACAUAUUCACAUUCUUGUAUAAAUUUCUUGUCAUUUUUACUUUUCUUUUCUUGUUCAGAUAAAGAGGAUGUAAACUAAACUAGCGGAGAUGACAAGUUUAAUUUUUCACUCUCACUAUCCCCCUAAUUUCUCAACAAUAUUAGUUAGUCUUUAAAGCCAUCAAUCUCUUCAAACCGUUAAUCAAGAAAAUCUAUGGCUCAACAGAGAGAAGGGUGGCCACUUGGGCUGCAACCAUUGAUGAAUAUGAGAAAUGGCGGUUUUGAUGGAUCAAUUUCAUUCAAUACUUUGAUCACUUCUUCUUCCUCUCAUUGUUCUUCUGAUCUUGAUACUGAGUCUACUGCUUCAUUCUUUCAUGACAAGAGCAUAACUCUAGGAAGCCUCACUGGAAUUACAAGCAUUCUAGAGUUUUCAAGAAGAUCAACAAGAAGUAGAACAAUAGUGGAAACCAAAAUAAGGGACCCCAACAAGAAGGUUAGCAGUAACAAAUCAAGAACUCGGUUAUUUUCACUUUGCUCAAAGUUGAAUACUGAUGCAGUAAGCAUGAACAAUAAUAUUAAUUCUGCCCCAUCAUUAGGCCAUUUUCUUGAAGCAGAGAGAAAAGCAACAGCUACUUAUGGGCUUGAUGAUUUUAAUCAAUUAUCAAAUUAUUCAAAUGUGAACACUAAUUCAUUGUUCAUUGGCGGACAAAUUGCUCCUCCUCAUGAUGAAUCAAGUAAAGGGCUAUUUGAGCAAACUGAUCAAAGUGGGCAUCAUGGAAGUCAUUUGAUUUUCUCAUGUUUAUGUGGACACUUAGUUCAUUGACUGAUUUUCCGUAGUUGUGAAAUUUUAUUCUUAUAUUAUUUGUGGUCUGAUUGGGAUGGAAAAUUUGGUUUAAUAAUAGGUGAUUUUUUGUUUGAUUCAUGAUGUGGGGUAGAUGAAAUCUUGAUUCUUGAGCAUUUCUUAUUGUCAUUGGAAGUAGUAAAUUAAUUUUCAUAUAACAUCUUGGAUUGCUACGAAGGGGUGACUAAAAGUAAUUGGUAAAAUUGUUGUUAUGUGUGACUAGAAGGUCAUGGGUUUAUGGCUUGAAAAUAAUAUUUUGUAGAAAUGUAAGGUAAAACUGCUUACAAUCGACCUUUAUAAUUGGACUCUUC